This is a messenger RNA of Rhea pennata, 2474 nucleotides long. RefSeq names its product parkin coregulated like (gene PACRGL). Lineage: Eukaryota; Metazoa; Chordata; Aves; Rheiformes; Rheidae. Bases 378 to 1058 code for a protein of 226 amino acids. The record is from RefSeq and is a predicted model, not a curated record. The transcript is spliced from 8 exons.
CCGCGCGGAAGAUUGGCCUCUCGGCGGCUCGUAGCUUCCCCGGCAACCGGCGGGAAGCGGGGCCGCCAGGUGAGGGGCGGGGGGCGCCGCCAGCGCCGGGCUCCAGCCCUGCGGUAGCGCCUCUGCCUAGCGGGGGCCGAGCCCCGGGGCGGCGCAGACCCGCAGGGAGCUCCCGGCCCCCUCGCCCGCGGGCGCUGCGCGACCGCCCCUCCCGGCGCCGGGCUUGGCCCUCGGGGCCCGGAGCAGGGGGGUCGCCGCGGCCGCCGGCCCGGCCCGGCCCCUGACGGUGAUGGUGCUGGGAGCCCUUCCCUUUCCUUUCCUUCCCUGGCCCAGCUGCGCUGCGGGAGGGCUGUCACUCAGCCGGUAAUGUUACAAGAAUGUCGUCAAGCAUCCGAAUAAAACCAAAGGCUGCAAUACAGAAAAGGAAGACAUCUUCUCCUUUGGCUUGUUCUCCAGAACCUGCAAUUAAGCCACAGCCAAAGCCUAGUGACAAACUGAAUCCCAAAACUAUUGAUCCGUUUGGUGAUUGUUCUAGAGCACCUUCCGCGUUUGCUGCUAUUUAUGCUAAAGGUGGUGUUCCAUGCAGGCUAAUGCAUGGCGCAGUAAAGCACAGACUACAAUGGGAGUGCCUUCCUGAAACUGUUCCUUUCGAUCCUCUUCUUAUAACUUUGGCAGAGGGCCUAAGAGAGACAAAACAUCCCUACACAUUUGUUUCAAAGGAAGGUUUUAAAGAGUUACUUAUGGUUGAAGAUGCUGCUGAAAAAGCAGUUCCCUUGUUGCCUCGUCUAGUUCCAGUGUUAAAGGCUUCAUUGGCUCAUUCAGAUGAUGAAGUAUUCGAAAGAGGACUGGAUGCUUUAGUUCAGCUGAGUGCUGUUGUUGGCUGUUCUCUUAAUGAUCACCUUAAGCUUCUACUCACAAAUCUUUCAAGGAGAUUAAUGGACAAGAAGUUUAAAGAAAAAAUAACUGUUGCUUUACAAAAGUUGGAGCAAUAUGGUGGAAAGGCAACUGUUGCUAUCAUCAAAUUGAAAAUUCCCACCUAUUGUUCUAUCUCCUCUUGAACAAGAAAUCUGCAAUGAUUUGCACUGCAAGGUGAAGCUUGGAGAAAAACUGCCUGUGAACACCACUGAUGUGUAUUUGGGGUAUCAUAUAUUCUCUUACUUCAGUAGGGCUGUGGUUAGUGUAUGAUGAUGGAGAGUGGGAACAGUCGCAUCAGUUUGUGAAAAUGUAAUUAUGAAAGACCAUUUAAAAUAAUUAUCUCUAUGUUGGCUGGUAUUUAUUUGUGCACUUCUGUGCUUACAAUGCCAUUGACUAAUUGGCUCUUUUUUCAAAAAUGUAGUCAAUAUUGAUUUGUAUUUUGUUGUAAACUAAAUUGCCUUUAAUAACUCUGCAGUGCUUAAAAUGUUUUAUAUGUUUGUGUGAUGUAAAAUAAUUUGACUGUAACUACUUAAAUAGUAGCAAAUCUAGUGUUAAAUUAAAUGUAUAUAUUUAUAUUUGAAACAUCUAACUGCUAUUUGUGCUGCAGACACAGAUGACCCCAGUUUGGAUUCAUCAGGAUAGAUGUAGAUCUGUGAGAACUCAGCUCGACUUUUGCAGAGUCAGCUUUUACAGAUGUGAAGCUCAAGGUACCAAACAGGCAGCAAACACUGCAGAAUUGAGCCUGCUCAGUGCAGCAGUGUUCUCAGCACAGUGUUCGUAUUGCUGGGGAGACAAUACAAACACAGUACAGAGGCAUCAAGGCAUCAGGUUACUCCAUGUAGGUGCGGCCUAGGUGUUGCUGGACUAAUUCAUUCCAGUGAGGUAAGUAUAAGCAAAGGGAACUUUUAUUUUUUUUCAGUGCCAUACCCCCCCUUGCAUUCAGUUCUGUAAUGCUGCAGAUGUGCUUGGGACUAGCUUGUGAAUUAGCCUUGGAAAAGCUAAAAAGCUUUGAAAUGUGGAAGCUGUGGGGAAACAUGUGCUAAAGACAAAAAGACUGCAGAAGCCAACUUACCUGGCAGUCAAGCCCUGUAGGAUGCAGCAUUUGUUUAUGAGCAUACUGGAGUUUGAUUGCAAAAUACUUCCCAAUAGGUCCUGUAAUAAAUACUAUGCGGAUUCGAUAUUGUUCCAAGUUACCCCAUGAGGGAGAGCUGACUGAAGUAAGUAAUAAAAUUUGCCAUAGCAUCUUUUUCCUGAGGCAUAUUAAAAUUCUGGAAACAAAUGUAAGUUGUUGAAAAUGAUAGUGGUGGUGUUUUUAAAAAAGUCAUCAAAAGAUGGUGUUGCAUAGGGAGUUAAAAAAAUACCUUGGUCAUGUGAAAACAUUUGUAGAACAGUUGGAAAAUUACCACUGGGUGGUUAUAUUAAAUUUAAUGGAAUGGUACUAAGAUUAGUUAAGAUGCAAGUACACGUAUUUAAGUUUUUAAAACUAAAUCAAUUUUGUUAUUAAAAAUGUUAAAUCUGAAGAAAUGCAACUAUUUUAACAGUACAAAAAAGCAACUAUU